Messenger RNA from Striga asiatica, 1331 nucleotides. NCBI's taxonomy places the organism in Eukaryota, Viridiplantae, Streptophyta, Magnoliopsida, Lamiales, Orobanchaceae. The record is from the annotation of a GenBank genome assembly.
CACUAUCAGAUACAUAAAAACAAAAUUUACAAACAAACAUCAGCUAUAAAUCCAAUCAAUUUGAACCUUCCCUAGUUGUUUCCUUUCAAGACUUGGUGAAAAGUGGCCAUAAAUAAACUGCUAUAAAUAGAUUACAAAGUUGUUGGAUCUCACCACCCACUCUACAAACCAAACACUCACACUUACACUUGAAAAUCAGAGAUUGGAAUUUGAAAAUGGCAGAUUUGUUUAUCAAGCAGGCAGAGCAGUACUCUGUGGGCAGGCCUUCUUACCCCAAAAAACUCUUCGAUUUCAUCGCAUCAAAAACACCUUCACAUGAUCUUGCUUGGGAUGUCGGCACUGGCAGCGGCCAAGCCGCCCGAUCUCUAGCUAAUAUCUACAACAACGUUAUAGCAACAGACACAAGCCCAAAACAACUCGAAUUCGCAGACAAAUUUCCGAACGUAACUUACAAACAUACCUCUCCAAGCAUGACCAUAUCCGAACUCCAAGAAAAAAUCGGCCAAGAAUCAAGUGUCGAUUUAGUCACCAUAGCCCAAGCCAUGCAUUGGUUCGACCUCCCGAAAUUCUACGAGCAGGUUAAAUGGGCCCUCAAAAAGCCCGAUGGCGUCAUAGCCGCAUGGUGCUACACGACUCCGGAAGUCAACCCUGGAGUUGACUCGGUGUUACAGAGAUACUACAAGGAUGGUGUGGGCCCGUAUUGGGAUCCGGCCCGUAGGUUCAUCGAGGAGAAGUAUGAGACCAUUGAUUUUCCAUUUGGACCGGUAGAUGGGCUUGACAAUAAUGGGCCCUUCAGGUUUGAUUCGGAGAAGGUGAUGGAUUUGGAAGGGUAUUUGACUUACUUGAAGUCAUGGUCAGCUUACCAAACGGCUACAGAGAAAGGUGUGGAGCUUUUGACCGAUGAUGUGGUCGACGACUUCACGAGGGGAUGGAAUGAAGAUGGGAAAAUUGAGAAAAUUGUCAACUUUCCUGUGUAUUUGAGGAUUGGGAAAAUCGGGUCGUAAAAUUAUCGAGUAUUUAGGCGUGAUAAUGCAAUGUAUUUGAAAUAAAGCUGUACUAAUGAAUGCGAAAAAUGUGCAGAGUAGUGAAAGAAUAAAAGAUCCCUCUUAUUUUUUUUUUAACUCGUUUGCCUAAAUUCAUAAGCUUGAUCAAUGUAUCUGUGUGUUGUUAUCGAGUGCUUAAGGUAUUUCAUAGUCACACAAAUUUCAAUCACAUAUCAAGUUGCUCUGUUUUGUACUCUCCAAUGUAAUCACUACUUCUAACUGACUAAACCAAUGUUUUAAGAAUAUUUAGCACUCUAAAAUAAUCCUUUGCCUCAGCCAUGAAGGAUC